This is a messenger RNA of Manis javanica (Malayan pangolin), 2202 nucleotides long. RefSeq names its product siah E3 ubiquitin protein ligase 2 (gene SIAH2). Gene Ontology annotation, molecular function: ubiquitin protein ligase activity; ubiquitin conjugating enzyme binding; zinc ion binding. The record is from RefSeq and is a predicted model, not a curated record. Gene Ontology annotation, biological process: proteasome-mediated ubiquitin-dependent protein catabolic process; multicellular organism development. Lineage: Eukaryota; Metazoa; Chordata; Mammalia; Pholidota; Manidae. Gene Ontology annotation, cellular component: cytoplasm.
AGCAGAGGGGUGUUGGGAACGCCGUGGGCCGCGGAGAUCGUCAGUGUGGUCCAGCGCCCCGCCUGCCGGACGCUGGACGUCUGCGCUGCCGGGUCCCUGGCUGGGCGUGGUGGCGUUGCCCCGGAGCCCGCCGCCCGCGGGGCGCGCACCGCCUUGACCCCGGCGGCCCCGCGGCAGGCAGACAGUUCCAUGGUUGGUUCGGAGCGCGAUGAGCCGCCCGUCCUCCACCGGCCCCAGCGCUAACAAACCUUGCAGCAAGCAGCCGCCGCCGCAGCCCCAACACGCUCCGUCUCCGGCUGCUCCCCCGGCUGCCGCCACCAUCUCGGCUGCGGGCCCGGGCUCGUCCGCGGUGCCCGCCGCGGCGGCGGUGAUCUCGGGCCCCGGCGGCGGCGGCGGCGGGGCUGGCCCGGUGUCCCCGCAGCACCACGAGCUGACGUCGCUCUUCGAAUGCCCGGUCUGCUUUGACUAUGUCCUGCCCCCCAUCCUGCAGUGCCAGGCCGGGCACCUGGUGUGUAACCAAUGCCGCCAGAAGUUGAGCUGCUGCCCGACGUGCAGGGGCGCCCUGACGCCCAGCAUCAGGAAUCUGGCUAUGGAGAAGGUGGCUUCGGCAGUCCUGUUUCCUUGCAAGUACGCCACCACAGGCUGUUCCCUCACUCUGCACCACACAGAGAAGCCAGAACACGAAGACAUCUGUGAAUACCGUCCCUACUCCUGCCCUUGUCCUGGUGCCUCCUGCAAGUGGCAGGGGUCCCUGGAAGCCGUGAUGUCCCAUCUCAUGCAUGCCCAUAAGAGCAUUACCACACUUCAGGGAGAAGACAUUGUCUUUCUAGCUACAGACAUUAACCUGCCGGGGGCUGUUGACUGGGUAAUGAUGCAGUCCUGUUUUGGUCAUCACUUCAUGCUGGUGCUGGAGAAACAAGAGAAGUAUGAAGGCCACCAGCAGUUCUUCGCCAUCGUUCUGCUCAUCGGCACCCGCAAGCAAGCCGAGAACUUUGCCUACAGACUGGAAUUGAAUGGGAACCGGCGGAGACUGACCUGGGAAGCCACGCCCCGGUCCAUCCAUGACGGCGUGGCCGCGGCCAUCAUGAACAGCGACUGCCUUGUUUUUGACACAGCCAUAGCACACCUUUUUGCAGAUAAUGGGAACCUUGGAAUCAAUGUGACUAUUUCUACAUGCUGUCCAUGAUGCCCUGAAAUUAUUUGGGCAUCAUGCUCCAUGGUUAAUAAAGGUUUUUAUAGAUGUUUUAUUCACUAUGUCUUCACAAGUCAAGACCCACAGCCACCCUGUGUUCUAUUUUGAACAGCAACUUCCCAUCUGGCAUCAGCCCAACAAAGUUCAUUAAACUGGGAUGAAUGGGGUUGGCCUGUUAGUCAUCUGGAUACUGGCUGUUCUGUGAUCUAAAAUCACCUUUACUAUUAAAUUUUAUUUACUUCCUGAACAGCACUUGACAGGCUGCUCAGGGCUCCCGCACACCAGUACGCUUGGAGCUGGAGGCUCCUGCCCACCUGCCUCUCUGUACUGGGUCCUCCAAGAUGGCAAAAGCACAGUGACUGUCAGCAGGUUUCUUGACUUGACUUCUGUUUUGUUUUUAGGGGAUAGGAAUUGUUUUGAUGCAUUUUAAACAGUGUUUCUCAAACUGGAUGGCUAACCAAUAUGCAUAGAAUCACCUGGAGUACUUCUCUUAAACGUGCAGAUUUGGGGAGCCUAUGAAUUUAAGUCUCAUCGGGUGAUUCUUUUCAACAAUAAGGUUUGAGAAUUACUGGGUUAUAUUGUGGAAAAGGGUCCAGAUUUUAAAGGUGCUUUAAGAUUGCCCUCUACUGAUACUCUUUGUCCUUCUACUAUUUUAUCCCCCAACAGCUCCCUACCCCCAAAUUAAAACUAGAACUACAGACCCCCAUGAACACACUCCUGAGAUCUGGUCACUCUUGUGCUUGGGGUGGACUGCCUAGGAAAGCGAGCCGUAUGGCCAUUGAUAGUUCUCGUAGUUUUUGCUCAUCACUAGUACAGAUGUCCUGUUUACACAUGGCUUCCUCUGGAGGCCCUUCUUGACCGUAGAUGAUGGGAAAGACUAGAUCAGUAGAGUUGGAAAAGUUUUAUAACCAGUGUCAUAUGCUUGCUAUUUAAAGGUAUGUAUUGUUUUGUUUUGGGUUUUUUUUGCCAUAUUCACUUUAGUUUUUUAAUAAAUAUUUUCCAAAAAUGAA